CGGUGACCGUAGCGCGCCGCCUCGUGAAGGAGAGAAAAAAAGGGAGAGAGAGGGGGGAGGAGAGACGAAGACGACGAAGACGACUCAACCAUUUUCUCCUCGUCUCCUCCUUCUCCUCCUCUCUCUAUCGCUUUAGUCGAGCUCCUCUCUUCCUCCUCUGUGCCCUUGAUCGAGCUUUGAGUGCUUUGAUCGCUAGAUCGGGCUAGUUUGCGGCGGAUCUGUUUAGAUCGAUCUCCAGAUCUCGAGGUCUCGUAAGAGAUCCCGCAAACUAGGGCUCUUCGCUGGCGAUUCCUUGGUAAGAGGAUGAGAUCCAUGGUGAAUAGUGUGUUGUUUGAUUGUGUUUGCAUCGGAUCGGGGUUUCGUAUGCUAGAUCUGUAGUAUAUCACAUUUGUAUUCCAUUUCGAUCGGAUAUCUCGAACGAUCCGAUGAGUACUUUGUGUCUUUCUUCGCUGACUGCUGGGAUCUCGUGUUCUCGUGCGAGAUCGUGCGUACUAGUGUUCGUAGGGGGCUAUUUCUUUGUAAUAAGAAGAGAUUUCUAGUCGAUCGUUCUAUUUUUUUUGUGAUCACCUUGGAUCUGUGGUUCCUUAUCCUAGAUUUACUGCUAUACCCGAUCUCUUCUGGAACAGAAGCUAUUCUGAGGUUCUCCUUUGUGGAUGGUGUCUACUGCCCUCAUUUCCCUAUUCAAAUUGAUAGCGCGGAUGUGGAAUAGUCGUGUUGUUUCAGCUCCAUGUUAUGGAAGAUGUCGUUGAUGAAUUGCUUCAUAGAAUCAUUUGAAGGCCUUUGUGGUGACAUAUCCGACUUGCGUUUGAUCUCUGCGUUUGAGCGUGUUCAUAUUUCCGAUCUCCCUGUCUCCUUUUUUCAACGUAUAUGGCCUUUUCAUUUCCUACAAGGUAAACAAAUUAGAAAGGAUGGAGAGCUGCCGUCUUAGGUCCAGUGGCAUUGGGCAAUUAUUCACGGAGUGCGCAACCGACACGAGAUGUUGGCAGAACGGUAGCCACUCGGUUCCAAGGGCUGAUAUUCUAUGUCCUGAACCUCGCUGGGCCACAAGGGCUCCUGUGGCUGUAGAUAAUCUCAGCAGAUUCAGUUCCAAGUCGAGAUGCUUAGAGCCUUUGCAGAAAGCGGAAUUGGGUCUUGGGAUACUGGAUAUUAUUCUCAGCAAGAAUGAACCUGAGGAUGCUUUUGACAUUGAUGAUGAAUCUCCUUUCUUCUCCGGCUCACCGCCAGAACGAACGACUAACCCGAUAAUCCGCGACCCUAAUUUCGUUAACCAGAGUUCAUCGACGGCGUCUCCUAUCAAACCUUCAUCUAGAGUACACAGAGGCUCCCCAUCCUGCGCUCCCGCCUUCAGCACAAACCCGAUACGGAGAAUUGAAGGCUUUUCCUGCAACGAAUCGGACAACCACCGCAUAGUCUCUGCCCAUGCUUAACCGACAACAGCCGCUGACCAUCAAAAUCCCUGUUUCUACUGUAAAUUUUGAUGUUAAUAGUUCUCCUCUUACAAUUUCUGUUCAUAGAGAAUAGUGUGUCUUUGCUUGUACAUAGGCCUGAGUCCGAGUUACAUAUAUGCACAUAGAAUUUACCCGUGUGUUUUCGUGUGAGAGAGAGGGAGUUCCAGUGCGAAGAGUUUUUUUUUUUUAACCCCUGCAUAAUACCGUGUAAAAAGGAGAUUUUGUGUAUACUUUUCUUUUUGUUUUUUCAUUUUCUUAAAGUUGUACAUACCUAAGAUCAGCUCUAUGUGAAUAUGGGAAUGCAGUAUUAUUACUUUUUAUAUGCGAUA
Messenger RNA from Ananas comosus (pineapple), 1777 nucleotides. RefSeq lists its product as uncharacterized. NCBI's taxonomy places the organism in Eukaryota, Viridiplantae, Streptophyta, Magnoliopsida, Poales, Bromeliaceae. The transcript has 4 exons. The record is from RefSeq and is a predicted model, not a curated record. The coding region runs from base 909 to 1427 and encodes 172 amino acids.